This is a messenger RNA of Drosophila persimilis, 2075 nucleotides long. RefSeq names its product U3 small nucleolar RNA-associated protein 6 homolog. Gene Ontology annotation, biological process: maturation of SSU-rRNA from tricistronic rRNA transcript (SSU-rRNA, 5.8S rRNA, LSU-rRNA). The transcript has 4 exons. Gene Ontology annotation, cellular component: small-subunit processome; Pwp2p-containing subcomplex of 90S preribosome. The record is from RefSeq and is a predicted model, not a curated record. Gene Ontology annotation, molecular function: protein binding; snoRNA binding. Lineage: Eukaryota; Metazoa; Arthropoda; Insecta; Diptera; Drosophilidae. The coding region runs from base 29 to 1843 and encodes 604 amino acids.
AUUAGCUGAUUAUAAAAACUAAACGAAAAUGGGCGAGUUUAUAGCUGAAAUGCAGGAGCGCCUGCUGCCGGAGUACGAACAGAUGAAGCACUACAACGUAUUCACGCCGGAUCAAGUCAGAGAAAUCGUGAGCCGGCGCGAGCGUCUAUUCCUAAAAAUCACUAAAAGCCACCUGGCUGUCGGCGAUUAUCUAGAGUUCAUUGUCUACGAGAAGCAAAUGUACAAAACACUCUCGGACAAGGAGAAGAUGAUGCACAUAAAGCUGACCGGCCUGAAGAACUCCAUAUCCAUACGCAUCAUGCGCCUGUACAGGGAAGUGCUGGGGAAAUUUACCCACGACAGGCGCCUAUGGAGCAAUUGGAUCAAGUUCAGCAAGAAGUCCGGUCCCCAGGAGGUGGCUGGCAUCUAUGAGAAGAUGCUGCUGUAUCAUGGCGAUGAUCCGAACUUUUGGGUGGACGCCGCCCUGUGGCUCUACGAGUACAAUCGCCUCAAUAUAGAUCGUGUGAAAGACAUUCUUCUUCGUGGCCUGCAGCGACAUCCCGACUCGGAGGCACUUAACAAAUGCUUCUUCGACAUUCUGCUCAAGGAGGCGGCACGGGCUGAUCCCGAGAAGAAUCUGGCUGAGAACACACUGUCUGAGCAGGACAUCAAACUGGAGCGGGUCGAGGCCGUCUAUCGAAACAGCAUGGCGAACAUUACGAGUUUGGAUUAUUUUGUGAAGCUGCUGGAGAGCUGCGAGGAUCACCACGAGAUAACCGUCAAGCUGCAGCGUCUCAUCAUCGACGACAUGCAGGAAAAGUUCCCGCGCGAGCCUGGCCUGUGGGAUCUGGCGGCACAGCGUGAGCUGCGUGGAUACCAUCUGGGGGACCCCGACGAGGAGCCCGACAACAGUGAGGAGGAGCCAGCCAGCAAGAAGUCUCGUCCUGCCACCAAUGUGCGCUCCCUAAAGCGACGCAUUCAACUGUGCGUGACUGUCUACAAGUCCGCCGUGGAGGUGCUGCAGACACAGGAUAUGUGGAGCCUCUAUUUAGAUGCCAUGCUUACGCUCAACAGCGACGGCAAGGCGGAACGAGCGCUCAAGCAGCAGUGCCUGGCCGAUGCCCUGCAGGAUGGCCACCGCUCAAAGCUAAUGCACGUGCGCCACUAUGCCACCCUGAGGAAGAUGCUCAGCAGUGCGCCCAGUGGACGGGAGGCCGCUGUUACCAUUCUAACGGAGGCCCUCAAGAACGAUGCUUCGGUCGAGAUGCACCAGCUGCUGCUGGCCACGCACGUGCAGAAUGACAGCGAGUCGCUGAUCUACGAGCUGUUCAACAAAAUCCAGAAGACCAUGGGCCCCGAAGCGCUGCCUCUGUGGCAGAGCGUCAUCCUCUACUAUCGCACGCGUCAGGAUAGUCUCGGCAAGAAGCGCCUGGAAGAAAUCUACAAGCUGGCCACCGCCUCCGUCUGGCCGGAGUUCGCGGAGCUGCGCUCCGACUAUCUGCAGUAUCUCUGGCAUGCAGAGUCCGUUGAUGCAGCGCGCACGGAGUACGCCAAGCUGGCGCUCCAGCCGCCCAUGUCCCUACAGCUGCAUCGCCAAAUGGCCCAUCUCGAGAGCAGUCUGGCAGUGCGCGACAAGGCGGCCAUCAAGUCCUGGCGCAUGUGCUACGAGUUCAUGGCCGUUUACUUUGGCAAAACGGAGCCCAGCAUCUGGGUUGAGUAUCUCACCUUCGAGCGGGGCCAUGGCGAAACCAAGAACCUGUCUCUGCUCACGCAGCGAGCCCUCACCACCCUGGAGCCGCGGUAUGUGCCCGCCUUCGAGGCGGAGCGUGCCCUGGCCUAUGUGGGCGCUGCUCUUGUUGGUUAAGGCAUGGAUCGACUGGUUCAUUUUUCCUAGCUUUGUAAGUCUAUAUAGUGUUUUUUUGUUUGUGUAUAAUGAGAUGUACUCGACUGGGCUAUUAUUAUAUUCAUAUUUUAUAAUAUUUUGCUAUCGAUUGUCGAAAUCAAAUCAGUUUUUAAAUAGUUCUAGUGUAAGAGCCAGUGAUCUACAACUUUAAAAGAUGAAAGUGUAUGAUAUUGCAGUAAAUUUUACAAUUAUC